AUGAACGGUCACACGAGAGAAUCAAAACACCGUAUCGCCGUUCUGGAGGAUGAAGAUGUCGAGACGUUUGUUGCGUUCUGCGAAUAUGCAUACACCGGCGACUACAGUGUCCCUCAAACCGAAGAAGAGGAAGAAGAACAUAAGUCUGGGUUCGCAGAGAAUGCAUUCAGCCCCAACACUUGGAGGGACCCGUACCGUACUGGCUCGGUUGCCUCCACCAUACCUCCGCCUGCUCCCUCGCCGCCUCCAGAGCACCGUCGCGGCCGUAGUUCAGUUGCAGGAUCUGCAUACCAGGAGUCGCAGCCCGAUACACUUGUACCAGGAUGUGCUACCCCUGUGCCGGAGCCUGCAUCCGAGCCCGCGGGGGUGAAUGAUGGGGAAGCUCAAUCUCCAGAGCAAGAGCCGGUGGCGGUACCCGAGCAUGAAGAUGAGAUUGCCGUGUUCGAGGAAGCCGAGGCGGCACCAGAGGCAUCGCCGGGGCCCGAGGCCCAUCCCGAGGAGUUUCCUGAAGUGACAGAGGAGCCUGUGCAGUGGGAGUCAGAGAAUGCCCCCAGCGCGCCGAAGAAGUUAAAGAAAGGGAAGAAGGGCAAGAAAGGGCGAAAGCAAACAAGUUAUGAGUCUGAAAUGCCUGCAGUCGAAGCUCCCCCAUGCGAGCCAGUCAAUCUGACACCGCCAUCCACACCUUCUCCGGUAGAAAGGGUUGCUGCAGAGCCCGAGCCAGAAGUAGAAGCGGAGUGGCCUGCAGAGCCAGCGCCAGCGCCAGAGCCAGAGCCAGAGGAACAAGCAGAGCCCGAGCCCGAGCCCGAGCCAGAGACGGAAGACUGGCAGCCCGAGCCUUCGCCAAAGACAGCAACAGCGGAAGAUCCAUGGGCCCAAGACCGAGCCAACCGCCAAAGACCAAUGCUUGACAUGUCUUUCGCCCAACAGCAAGGCGCCAUUUCACCUUGUGAGCCCGGCGUCAGCCUAUGGGACGAAUUCACCUCCCUCCAGUACAAUGACGAAAGCGACCCCGAGCCGCCCACGUUCCCAACACUCCCCUACCUCACCUUCCACGCGAAGGUCUACGUCUUCGCCACUCGCUACCUGAUCCCGGCCCUAGCGCAGCUCUGUCUCCGCAAGCUCCACGCCGACCUCCUCACGCUCCCGGAAGAGCCCGUCGCGCAGGCCCAGAUCAUUCUCGACCUGGUGCACUAUGCCUACACGAAAACGGCCCGGCUGGAGCCCAUCUCACCGACGUCCGCAACGCAGCUCCGCGAGAACGAGCUCCGCAGAUUGGUGGUCCACUAUGCUGCGUGCAAGGUCAAGGAAUUGGCACGGUAUCGGGCUGACUCUGGGUCGGCCACACCAGGGCUUCGGCCUGCGGAUAAAGUGGGGGGUGAAACGCCAAAGAGUCUCCGCUCCCUGCUCGACAUGACGACGGAGUUGGCGUCGGAUCUGGUUUAUCGCAUGAUGUGA
Penicillium olsonii is the source of this 1455-nucleotide messenger RNA. NCBI's taxonomy places the organism in Eukaryota, Fungi, Ascomycota, Eurotiomycetes, Eurotiales, Aspergillaceae. The record is from the annotation of a GenBank genome assembly.